AUGGCCAAGUCUAAAAACCACACCACCCACAACCAAUCACGAAAAUGGCACAGAAAUGGCAUCAAGAAACCUAGAUCAUUGAAAUAUGAGUCUCUGAAAGAGGCUGACCCCAAGUUUCUGAGAAACAUGCCCUUUGGCAAGAAAUACAAGAAGAAGGGGCUGAAGAAGAUGCAGACCAACAAUGCCAAAGCCAUCAAGGCCCUAGCAAAGGCCAUCAAGCCCCUGAGCACUAAGGCCACAAAGGCCAAACUCCUCAGGUCCAAGAUCACCAAGGACAAUGCCCAGCACACCAGCCACAAGAUGGUGACCAAGCAUCUAGGCACUAGGGUUAGCACCAAAUGCCGCAAGAUCUUGAAGUCUGGCUCUAAGGUUUCCAGAACCGCUAACCCUAGAGGCACCAAAUCUGGCUCCAAGGCCACCAAAUAUAACACCAAGGUCACCAAGUCUAAACUCAAGGCAGCCAAAUCCAAUCCCAAGGCAGCCAAAGUCCCCAAGUCUGUCUCCAAAGUUACUAAAUCUGGCCCUAACACCACCAAAUCUGGCUCUAAGGCCAAUAAGUCCACCAAGUCUGGCGGUAAGAUCAACAAAGUACGUAUAGUCACCAAGACUAACUCCAAAGCCACCAAUUUUGAUUCUAAAGUUAUGAAAUCCGGUGAUUCCAAGGCAGUUAAGGCUGCCAAGUCCAUCAACUCCAAGAGUACCAAAGCAAAAGCUGCUGGGGCUAAAGCUGCUAGUCCUAAGCAUUCAAAAUAG
Messenger RNA from Gracilinanus agilis (Agile Gracile Mouse Opossum), 753 nucleotides. Its product is annotated as 60S ribosomal protein L29-like. The transcript has a single exon. Gene Ontology annotation, biological process: cytoplasmic translation. The coding region runs from base 1 to 753 and encodes 250 amino acids. Gene Ontology annotation, molecular function: structural constituent of ribosome. The record is from RefSeq and is a predicted model, not a curated record. NCBI's taxonomy places the organism in Eukaryota, Metazoa, Chordata, Mammalia, Didelphimorphia, Didelphidae. Gene Ontology annotation, cellular component: cytosolic large ribosomal subunit; ribosome.